CCGCCCUUUUCGUGCGGCGCCCGGGCGCAACGCAAACAUGGCGGCGGGUGGCACCCGCCGGUGAGGCGGUACCGGGCGGGGGUUGUCGGGUGUCAUGGGCGGUGGCGACAGCACCGCCCCCGCGUCUCCCUGAGCGGGACGGCAGGGGGGCUUCUGCGGUGAGCCGGGCGAUGGACGAGAGCGGCGAGCUGGGCGGUCUGGAGACCAUGGAGACCCUCACGGAGCUGGGCGACGAGUUGACCCUGGGGGACAUCGACGAGAUGCUGCAAUUUGUCAGUAAUCAAGUGGGAGAGUUCCCUGACUUGUUUUCAGAGCAGCUGUGUAGCUCCUUUCCUGGCAGUGGUGGUGGCAGCAGCGGCAGCAGCGGCAGCAGCAGUAGCAGCAAUGGCAGGGGCAGCAGCAGCGGAGCUGUGGACCCUUCAAUGCAACGGUCAUUCACCCAGGUCCCAUUACCUUCCUUCUCUCCCUCGACGGCCUCCCCACAGGCUCCAACCCUGCAGGUCAAGGUUUCUCCCACCUCAGUUCCCACCACACCCAGGGCAACUCCUAUUCUUCAGCCCCGCCCCCAGCCCCAGCCUCAACCUCAAGCUCAGCUGCAACAACAGACGGUAAUGAUCACCCCAACAUUCAGCACCGCUCCGCAGACAAGGAUCAUCCAGCAGCCUUUGAUAUACCAGAAUGCAGCUACUAGCUUUCAAGUCCUUCAGCCUCAAGUCCAAAGCCUGGUGACAUCCUCCCAGGUACAGCCGGUCACCAUUCAGCAGCAGGUGCAGACAGUACAGGCCCAGCGGGUGCUGACACAAACAGCCAAUGGCACGCUGCAGACCCUUGCCCCGGCCACGGUGCAGACAGUUGCCGCGCCACAGGUGCAGCAGGUCCCGGUCCUGGUCCAGCCUCAGAUCAUCAAGACAGAUUCCCUUGUUUUGACCACGCUGAAGACAGAUGGCAGCCCUGUUAUGGCUGCGGUCCAGAACCCAGCCCUCACCGCCCUUACCACCCCUAUCCAGACGGCUGCCCUUCAAGUACCAACCCUGGUGGGCAGCAGUGGGACCAUUCUGACCACAAUGCCUGUAAUGAUGGGGCAAGAGAAAGUGCCCAUUAAGCAGGUACCUGGGGGAGUCAAGCAGCUUGAGCCCCCCAAAGAAGGAGAAAGGCGGACAACCCACAAUAUCAUUGAGAAACGAUAUCGCUCCUCCAUCAAUGACAAAAUCAUCGAAUUGAAAGACCUGGUCAUGGGGACAGAUGCCAAGAUGCACAAGUCUGGCGUUCUGAGGAAGGCCAUUGAUUACAUCAAAUACUUGCAGCAGGUCAAUCAUAAACUGCGCCAGGAGAACAUGGUGCUGAAGCUGGCAAAUCAAAAGAACAAGCUUCUAAAGGGCAUCGACCUAGGCAGUCUGGUGGACACUGAGGUGGACCUGAAGAUCGAGGACUUUAAUCAGAAUGUCCUUCUGAUGUCCCCCCCAGCCUCUGACUCAGGGUCCCAGGCUGGCUUCUCUCCCUACUCCAUUGACUCUGAGCCAGGAAGCCCUUUGUUGGAUGAUGCAAAGGUCAAAGAUGAGCCGGACUCUCCUCCUGUGGCACUGGGCAUGGUAGACCGCUCACGGAUUCUUCUGUGUGUCCUCACCUUCCUGUGCCUCUCCUUUAACCCUCUGACUUCCCUGCUGCAGUGGGGAGGGGCUCACGACUCUGACCAGCACCCACACUCAGGCUCUGGCCGCAGUGUCCUGUCAUUUGAGUCAGGUUCUGGGGGCUGGUUUGACUGGAUGAUGCCUACUCUUCUCUUAUGGCUGGUAAAUGGUGUGAUUGUCCUGAGCGUCUUUGUGAAGCUGCUGGUCCAUGGGGAGCCGGUGAUCCGGCCACACUCCCGCUCCUCGGUCACCUUCUGGAGGCACCGGAAACAGGCAGACCUGGAUCUCGCCAGAGGAGAUUUUGCAGCUGCUGCCGCCAACCUACAAACCUGCCUGGCAGUUUUGGGCCGGGCACUGCCCACCUCCCGCCUGGACCUGGCCUGCAGCCUCUCCUGGAACGUGAUCCGCUACAGCCUGCAGAAGCUACGCCUGGUGCGCUGGCUGCUCAAGAAAGUCUUCCAGUGCCGGCGGGCCACGCCAGCCACUGAGGCAGGCUUUGAAGAUGAAGCUAAGACCAGCGCCCGGGAUGCGGCUCUGGCCUAUCACCGGCUGCAUCAGCUGCACAUCACAGGGAAGCUUCCUGCAGGAUCUGCCUGUUCUGAUGUACACAUGGCAUUGUGUGCCGUAAACCUGGCUGAAUGUGCAGAGGAGAAAAUCCCACCGAACACACUGGUUGAGAUCCAUCUGACUGCUGCCAUGGGGCUCAAGACCCGGUGUGGAGGCAAGCUGGGCUUCCUGGCCAGCUACUUCCUCAGCCGAGCCCAGAGCUUGUGUGGCCCUGAGCACAGCGCUGUUCCUGACUCCCUGCGCUGGCUCUGCCACCCCCUGGGCCAGAAGUUUUUCAUGGAGCGGAGCUGGUCUGUGAAGUCAACUGCCAAGGAGAGUCUAUACUGUGCCCAGAGGAACCCAGCCGACCCCAUUGCACAGGUCCACCAGGCCUUCUGCAAGAACCUGCUGGAGCGAGCAAUAGAGUCCUUGGUGAAACCUCAGGCCAAAAAGAAGGCUGGAGACCAGGAAGAAGAGAGCUGUGAAUUCUCCAGUGCUCUGGAGUACCUGAAAUUACUUCAUUCUUUUGUGGACUCUGUGGGGAUUGUGAGCCCCCCACUCUCCAGCAGCUCCGUGCUCAAAUCCGCCCUGGGUCCAGACAUCAUCUGUCGGUGGUGGACGUCUGCAAUCACUGUGGCCAUCAGCUGGCUCCAGGGAGACGACGCAGCUGUACGCUCUCAUUUUACCAAAGUAGAACGCAUCCCCAAGGCCCUGGAAGUGACAGAGAGCCCCCUGGUGAAGGCCGUCUUCCAUGCCUGCAGAGCCAUGCAUGCUUCACUCCCUGGGAAAGCAGAUGGGCAGCAGAGUUCCUUCUGCCAUUGCGAGAGGGCCAGCGGCCACCUAUGGAGCAGCCUCAACGUCAGCGGGGCCACCUCUGACCCUGCCCUCAACCACGUGGUCCAGCUGCUCACCUGUGACCUGCUACUGUCGCUACGGACAACGCUCUGGCAAAAGCAGGCCAGUGCCAGCCAGGCUGUGGGGGAGACCUACCACGCAUCAGGCGCUGAACUGGCGGGCUUCCAGCGGGACCUGGGCAGCCUGCGCAGGCUGGCACACAGCUUCCGCCCAGCGUACCGCAAGGUGUUCCUGCAUGAAGCGACCGUGCGCCUGAUGGCAGGAGCCAGCCCCACCCGCACCCACCAGCUGCUGGAACACAGCCUGCGGCGGCGCACCACACAGAGCGCCAAGCACGGAGAGGUGGAUGCCUGGCCUGGCCAGCGAGAGCGGGCCACCGCCAUCCUGCUGGCCUGCCGCCACCUGCCCCUCUCCUUCCUCUCCUCCCCGGGCCAGCGGGCAGUGCUACUGGCCGAGGCUGCCCGCACCCUGGAGAAGGUGGGUGACCGGCGCUCCUGCAACGACUGCCAGCAGAUGAUUGUCAAGCUGGGUGGUGGCACUGCCAUUGCCGCCUCCUGACCACCACGCUCAGCCCACCCCUCCACUUCUCUCUCGGUUCCUCUCUCCCCCAGCAUCCUCCCGCUGAGAGUGGUGGGGAGGAGCCUUGUCAUCUUAGCUGUCACCUGCCGAGGCUUCUGGGCCACCUUAGGCCAGUGGGCCCCUGGGCAGAGCCCCUUAAAGCUGCUGUCACUAGAUGCUCAUGGUCCAGGGCCUGGUGGGCAUAAGAGGAAAGGUAGCAGGGCAGAAACUGGGCAACUCUGACUUGAUAGCAGCAGGGGGAGCUCCCAAGCUGCCAAGCCCCUGCCUCCAGCCUUCCUGAGUUUCUCCCUCCUGAACCCUACUCUCCCCUUUUUGCUUCCUCGGAUUGUAUCAGGCUUCCCUGGGGGACAGCAGUCUCUGAGCGCCAGGGAGCAGUUGCCCUCAGGCCUGCGCCCGGCAUGCCCUCCCCCUUUUUAUACAAAUGUUUUUUACCAGUGUGCUUGGGUUUGCCAUGAUGCGAGGCUGAGUUGCUGUAGCGUCUUGAUUCUCUCCCUGGGUCUGCAUUCCCUCCCCUGUGGCUGGCCGAGCCUGCUCAUUGUUUUUCCCUUUAUUACACAGGCCAGCCAGGAGAGGAGGGGCCCAGCCCUGGGAGGCUGGUGGGAGGCAGGGGAUAGGCCUGCGGAUGAAUGAAAUAAUGUCAGCAUUAUUUUUUAAUUUUUUUAAAAAAUAAAUGGUAUCUUAUUUAAUUGUCCUGUUCCUUCCCACUCCCCGCCUCCUAGGAUGUCAGCCCAAGCUCAAGGUGGGCCCAGGAAGUUGGGAGAAAUGAAGCCGCCCAUUGGGACUGGGGACCAGGUGCCUUCAGCAUGGCUUCUAGGUUCCCUCCUCCCCUACCCCAGCUCCCACCUCCACAGUACAGACUGUCCCCAACUUAACAAUGGUUCAACCAUGUUUCAACUUUACAGUUGGUCUGUUGGGGUAUUAAAUGAAUUUUUUACUUAUAUUUUCAUUUAUGAUGAGUUUAUCAGGAAGUAACCCCAUGGUAAGUUGAGGCAUAUCUGUAUAUUUUUAUCCCUAAUUCUUGACCCGAAAAUAAACCAGGGCGGCAAGGACCAACCCCUAAUCCCUCUCCAGCGGCAAGCCCUUCUUUUCAGAGUGGGCAGAGGGUUGCCUAUGGUGGGCUAGGAAUGAGGUCCCUUGCCCUGAUGUGUGUCCUAGGAGAAAAAGUCCUACUUUUCUGGACCCGCUGGUGCAGCACCUCCCAGAGACUGUUUCUCCCAGGGCCUCCUGAGUGACAGGGGUCCUGCCUCUCUGUGCCUCAUCCUCAGGCUGGUUGGAGCAGAGGGUGGGCAGGAGCCCCAGCACAGACGGAGGGGUGCUCACAACAGGGCCACCUCGAUGCAGGCUGGAAUGUUGUCCCUGGGGUGUGCUUGGACCCCACCUGCUUGCUUUUUCUCCUGCCCGCUUUCUCUCCUGCCCCUCCCCUACUCUCACUGUAAUUUAUGGACCCUGCCCACCUGCGUGUCGUGUGUAUGUCCUGUGCCUUUUCUCACUAUUGUUUGGGGGUGGGAGAGGGUGGUUUUUCACUGAAAAGGGGGAUACACCUAUGGCUUCUUUGAUGUUCAAUCAGUCACCGUGUCCCAGACAUAGGUUAUUCAAUAAACACAGAUUGGUACCACCCAGCA
Molecule: messenger RNA, 5230 nt
Organism: Rhinopithecus roxellana (golden snub-nosed monkey)
Lineage: Eukaryota; Metazoa; Chordata; Mammalia; Primates; Cercopithecidae
Gene: SREBF2
Product: sterol regulatory element binding transcription factor 2
Exons: 19
Coding region: 171-3587 (1138 amino acids)
Biological process (GO): positive regulation of transcription by RNA polymerase II; positive regulation of cholesterol storage
Cellular component (GO): nucleus
Molecular function (GO): DNA-binding transcription factor activity, RNA polymerase II-specific; RNA polymerase II cis-regulatory region sequence-specific DNA binding; protein dimerization activity
Source: RefSeq, a predicted model, not a curated record